AUGAGAGGACAGUGGACGGGGUCAAAAGAUUGGCUGAGUGUAGAUGUGAAACAGUGGACGGGGACAGAAAGAUUGGCUGAGUGUAGAUGUGAAACAGUGGACGGGGUCAAAAGAUUGGCCGAGUGUAGAUGUGAGACAGUGGACAAAAGAUUGGCUGAGUGUAGAUGUGAAAUAGUGGACGGGGUCAAAAGAUUGGCCGAGUGUAGAUGUGAAACAGUUGACAAAAGAUUGGCUGAGUGUAGAUGUGAAACAGUGGACGGGGUCAAAAGAUUGGCUGAGUGUAGACGUGAGACAGUGGACGGGGUCAAAAGAUUGGCUGAGUGUAGACGUGAGACAGUGGACGGGGUCAAAAGAUUGGCUGAGUGUAGACGUGAGACAGUGGACGGGGUCAAAAGAUUGGCUGAGUGUAGAUGUGAGACAGUGGACAAAAGAUUGGCUGAGUGA
This is a messenger RNA of Haliotis rubra (blacklip abalone), 444 nucleotides long. RefSeq lists its product as uncharacterized. The transcript has a single exon. The record is from RefSeq and is a predicted model, not a curated record. NCBI's taxonomy places the organism in Eukaryota, Metazoa, Mollusca, Gastropoda, Lepetellida, Haliotidae. Bases 1 to 444 code for a protein of 147 amino acids.